AGAGGACUGCAAGCGGAGUUUAGGUAUGAGAAAUGAGUGUUGGAAGGAGAAGAUUAAAACUGGUGGGGAUACUAGCAAUGGUGAAUCUCUUCAUCUAUUUUAUAGUGGAAGUAUCAAGAAGCGACAGCCAAGACAAAAAUGGAGACGGACAAAUUGUGAUACCAAGUGGUAAAUUCUGGAAAAAACGCUCUGCCAGUAAUGCUUAUUGGAAUAGAGAACAGCAAAAGCUAGACAGAUUGUAUAACCCAAUCUUAAAUUUGCUUAAUAAUGCUACUGUGGAAGAAAUGGUAGCUUCCAAUGCAAGCGCGUUGAACUCCUGUGACCUGGAUACAAGUGUCCGAGCAGAAUUAAAAGAUUUUGAGCAACUGCCAGACCGAUUCAGAGAUUUCUUUUAUUAUUUAAAAUGUAAAAAUUACUCUCUGUUGUUGGACCAACCAAACAAGUGUGCAGACAAGCCUUUUCUUCUCUUGGCCAUAAAAUCUUUAAUUCCACAGUUUGAUAGAAGGCAGGCCAUAAGAGAAUCUUGGGGGAAGGAAAUGAAAAUCAACAACAUGACCGUUGUAAGAGUCUUUCUCUUGGGAGAGACCCCACCAGAAGACAACUACCCUGAUCUUUCAGGCAUGGUGAGAUAUGAAAGCGAGAUGCAUAAGGACAUACUUCUGUGGAACUACAAGGACUCCUUCUUUAAUUUAACGCUGAAAGAAGUUCUCUUUCUCAGGUGGGCUAGCCAUUCUUGUUCUAAUGCCCAGUUUAUCUUUAAAGGAGAUGAUGACGUUUUUGUGAACACUCCUCUGAUCCUGGAUUACUUGAAAACGCUGUCCCCGGAAAAAGCCAAAGAUUUAUUUAUAGGCGAUGUGAUAAAGGAUGCUGGACCUCACAGAGAAAAGACUUUGAAAUACUACAUUCCCGAAAGUAUAUAUAUAGGCUCUUACCCUCCGUAUGCAGGUGGUGGUGGUUUCCUAUACUCUGGCUCUAUAGCACAGCGACUGUACAAUGCUACUUCUAAAGUUCUGCUAUAUCCCAUUGAUGAUGUGUACACUGGAAUGUGCCUCGAAAAGCUUGGCAUUGCCCCAGAAAAACACAAAGGCUUCAAGACAUUUGAUAUUGACGAGAAACAGAAGAAAAGCAUUUGCUCCUACACAAACAUAAUGUUAGUACAUCCUAGGAAGCCUCAAGAAAUUAUUAAGAUUUGGUCUAUGCUGCAAGACUCUCGGUUAAACUGUUAGCAUGGAUAAAUGACGUGCCUCUGGAAGAAAUCCUGUAUUUGCACUGCAGAUGUUGGGGGGAGCUUGUGCCGAUAGCACAUGUCUUUGCCAAUCUGAAUGUUUCCCAAGACUUCUGACUGCUUUUUGUUCAGCGUCUUCUCUUUCCUUAUGUAAACAAUAUCUGUACAUAAAUACGUGCGUGUGUGCGCUAGAGAUGGAAAAACAUGUCCCCUAUUGUACAACAUAAAUCUAUUCCAAUUCACGGUGAAGUUCAAUGACCAUAUAGAAGCAUAAAGCUGCACGUUGUAGUGCUUUAAUACAGGCCGUGGAAUUAUUCGUAUUUGACAACAGGGAAUACAUUACAAGUCAUGUGACAUGAUGACCUCACUAAGCACCCAGUCUAAAAGAUGACAUCACUAAGCAUUGUUUAGAACGAUGCAUUUUACAGGUUAUUCAUUUACAUACACAUAUAUCAUUUUAACCUUUAAAUAUUACUAUUUGAACAGGCAGUCGUAAAGUUAUGUUCCGAGUUCUUGUAUGAUCUUAUGUUUCAACAUGUUCAUAGUUUUUUUUUUGUCAUGUUGUUUU
This is a messenger RNA of Xenopus laevis (African clawed frog), 1793 nucleotides long. It is a transcript of the gene b3gnt2.L, whose product is annotated as UDP-GlcNAc:betaGal beta-1,3-N-acetylglucosaminyltransferase 2 L homeolog. Bases 33 to 1226 code for a protein of 397 amino acids. Gene Ontology annotation, cellular component: Golgi membrane; membrane. Gene Ontology annotation, biological process: glycoprotein biosynthetic process; protein O-linked glycosylation; poly-N-acetyllactosamine biosynthetic process. The record is from RefSeq and is a predicted model, not a curated record. The transcript is spliced from 2 exons. Gene Ontology annotation, molecular function: hexosyltransferase activity; UDP-glycosyltransferase activity; glycosyltransferase activity. NCBI's taxonomy places the organism in Eukaryota, Metazoa, Chordata, Amphibia, Anura, Pipidae.